CAUUAUUGGACUCAACCUGUGGGUCAUUCAGCCACGUAUUUGCACAACAUUGUGUUUGGCACGUGUUCCACUGACCGAACUCUUUUUCAGCUUUUAGUUGGAAAGGUCAAUCGUAGAUGCUCUGCAGACUGUCGCGGCUAAAUGUUUGGCAUUGAUGAAUGUUCUGAAGAACAAACACUUCUUCGUUCGAGCAAAGCGUUGUUGUUACUUUCUUCGACAAGUUAUAAAGGCUGCUGAUUGCAGACGGGUUCAUACAGUGUAAAUCAGAGGGUGUGUUCGUUACAAUUUGAUUGCGAACCACCCAAAAAGAUGCGAGAUAAUAUACUUUGGCUGUUGGCUGCACUCGUGGCCCUACUGACGGUGACCACCGUUACGGCGUUCGCGAAUAAUUCAAAUGCGAUCUACACCUGGGAGGGUGGCCGCAUCGAGUGGCCAUGUCCAACGACAAAACGAUUGGUUAAGGCUGCUGCGAAGUACACUCCGAAGGAUAUCAUCGCAAUGGCUUGCGCAAGAAGUGGCGAUAAGACCCUUUGCGCGAUGCCUCGAUACCGGAAUAGCAUUCCGAUAACCCUGGGGCAAAUUUACGCUACGAAGAGGGGUUGUGAUGUGAAGUUUGAACCAUUCCCGUGUUGGACCGAACAGGAAGAGAACAACUGCAAUUCGCUGCAGUCGGUUAUUGAUAUCUACGCCACCGGUGACUUCGUAUGGGUCCUGGAUAGUGGAAUACUCAACGCAUUGAGGAGUCCCAUUCAAAGAUGCCCAGCCAAGAUCGUAGUCUAUGAAUCCAAAACAAACAAAAAGAUGAAAACGAUCAACCUGGCCAGGUACGUUACUGAAAAGUCUCGUCUUCAGUACAUGCAGGUCGAAUGCCUGAAGGGUGGCCAAUGCUUCGUGUACAUCAGCGAUGCUGGAAACAAUGCCAUUAUCGUUUAUGAUGUAUCCGGAGGUCGCGGUUAUCGGGUAGUUCUGCCGAAAGCCGUUCAUCAUGGUUGUCGCUUCCGAGAUGUUUUGUACAUUUUCUUGUCAUAUCACAAGGAAGGUACGAAGCUCUAUUUCACCUAUCUCGGCGGACGAAGACUAUUCGCUAUCCGCACUGAUCACCUACGGAAAGGACAUGGUGGUAAUAUUGAAGAUAUUGGAGAAAAGCCCGGUUCCUACAUUUACAUAGGAUCGGACGGAGCCACGGGGGUAUUUUUCCGGGAGGAAGGCGACAGCAAUGUUUUCUUCUGGGACACGAAGCAGUGUCUGAAGAAAUCCAACUUCAAACUGGUGUUCAAGAGUAGCGAGGGAUUGUACGCAACGGAUGUGUUCCCAGACCACGAGAUCAACCGCUUCCUCAUACUGGAAUCGGAUUUCCCCGGUUACAUGGAGGAAAAGGCUGGAUGUGGUACGCUGCAUCAAAUCUCGCUGCUGGAUGGAACUGCUUGUUGAACAUAUUGUGCUUUGGAGUAUAACUCAUUAACUACAAUGCAGUUGUUAAAAGAGCAGCACUCACGUUGUGAUAGUGUUUAGGAUAAGUAGUACAUAGAUCCCAAGUAAGAUACAAUAAAUC
Molecule: messenger RNA, 1552 nt
Organism: Aedes albopictus (Asian tiger mosquito)
Lineage: Eukaryota; Metazoa; Arthropoda; Insecta; Diptera; Culicidae
Product: major royal jelly protein 1
Exons: 3
Coding region: 310-1431 (373 amino acids)
Cellular component (GO): extracellular region
Source: RefSeq, a predicted model, not a curated record